AUGGGAUGCCUUUCAUCAAUCGAAGCACCACUUUCUGCACUCAUCACCAUCAUCUUCUUGGUCCGAUCACUCUUUUUGAUCACUUAUAAAGUGGUCGAAUCGAAUUCUCUCGUUGAUGAAGAAGCGUUGGAUGCUAAAGAUAUGCUCAUGCCGGCUCUCGGAAUCAUGUCACUCAUCGGAAUCUGCUCUUCUCGUCGUGCAUUUGGUGUCUUCACAAUGCUCUUCAUGCUCCACGCCUUCUUCUACUCUGCAUUCCAUCUCUUCCACACCACUGCCAUCUUCAUCAAGUCUUUCGAUGAGCCGUGUCGUUUUUUGAAGGCUCCAGCAACUGGACAAUUGACUUCUGAUGUGUGUCAUGCGAUGAAUGGAUUCUCGUUGGUGUGCACAGUGGCCACAAUGAUUGCUACGGCUCUUGCCACAAUGGCGGUCUUCCUUCGCCUGACUACUGUGAUUGUCCAUCUCUCUGACAUGAGAAGCAUGGCAACGACCCGUUCAUUUGACAACUCCAUGCCUCAACUUAUCAGCAAAAAAGCGAUUGAAUCUGAAUGCGAGGAGGAUGUGGAACUGGAGACGCCAAGAAGAAAAAUGGGACAAGCUGAUAUCUUUGUGUGA
This is a messenger RNA of Caenorhabditis briggsae, 612 nucleotides long. Lineage: Eukaryota; Metazoa; Nematoda; Chromadorea; Rhabditida; Rhabditidae. The transcript is spliced from 3 exons. Bases 1 to 612 code for a protein of 203 amino acids. The record is from RefSeq and is a predicted model, not a curated record.